Cavenderia fasciculata is the source of this 2841-nucleotide messenger RNA. Its product is annotated as Ras GTPase. Gene Ontology annotation, molecular function: protein binding; GTP binding; GTPase activity. The record is from RefSeq and is a predicted model, not a curated record. Lineage: Eukaryota; Evosea; Eumycetozoa; Acytosteliales; Cavenderiaceae. The transcript is spliced from 11 exons. Bases 1 to 2841 code for a protein of 946 amino acids.
AUGGGUAAAAAGGAUAAAGGAAAAUCACAGACACCUCAAAAGUCAAAGUACUUUGUUGCUGUGAUGGGGUCUGGUUCAGUCGGCAAGUCUGCUUUAACCGUACAAUUCACUCAAGGAAUAUUCGUUGACAAGUAUGAUCCAACAGUAGAAGAUACUUAUACAAAGAGUUUUGAAUUGGAUGGAGAAAGCGUUUGCAUUGAAGUAUUGGAUACUGCAGGUUCGGAAGUACUCGUAGCUAUGCGUGAACUUUAUAUGAAGAGUGCAGAAGGUUUCGUAUUGGUAUAUAGUAUUUUGGUAAAGUCGACUUUUAUCGAAUUAAAAGACAUCAUCGAACAAUUGUUUAGAGUAAAGGAAGAAGAAGAAGUACCAAUCGUUCUUGUUGGUAAUAAAAUUGAUUUGGAUUCACAUCGUGAAGUUAGUAACAACGACGGAAAGACAUUGGCCAACUCUUAUCCAAACUGCGAAUUCUGGGAGACUUCAUGUAAAGAUAGGAUAAAUGUAGAUAACGUAUUUCAUAGUAUCGUCAGAAAGAUUAGAGACAAGUACAAAAAGGAAGGUGUCCCAACAAAGGAAAAGAAGGACAAGUAUAUGACUAUACAAAAAGCAACAUUGGCAGGAGGAUGCUUUUGGAGUGUAGAAUUAGUAUUCCAAAGAGUCAUGGGAGUAGUAUCUACAAAGGUGGGAUACACUCAAGGACAUAAAGUUAAUCCAACCUAUAAAGAAGUUUGUACAGGUACAACAGGUCACACAGAAGCAGUAGAAUUGGAAUAUGAUGAUACGGUCGUUAGCUAUCCAGCACUGUUGGAUGUAUUUUGGAAGAAAAUAGAUCCAACCACAUUGAACAGACAAGGUGGAGAUAGUGGUACACAGUAUCGUUCUGGUAUCUACUAUCACAAUGACCAACAAAGAGUAGAAGCAGAGAAGAGUAGAGACGAAGAACAGAAGAAACAUCGCGAGAAAAUCGUUGUUGAGGUCUUGCCUAGCUCGCAUUUCUAUUUUGCCGAGGAUUAUCAUCAGCAAUAUCUCGCUAAGGGUGGACAAUGCAGUAAAAAGGGUAGCACUGAUAAGAUUAGAUGCUAUGUGGUUCAUCAUGAUUUACAACUACAAGUCAGCGCUUCUUCAUUUGACACCUUGUAUCUUUGUGAUCUUGGUCAAGAGUUUCACAAUCGUACCGUUAUUCAUGUAGCAUAUAAACUUGGCAAUGGUGGUUCCAAAACCUGUUUAGUUAGUGAAGAAGAACCAACCAUUUAUAGGAUUAGAUUAUCGUUAUUUGGACAAGAACAACAAUCACCUCCAUCGUACGAUUUAACAGGAACAUGUGUUGCAUUGGAUUCAACGUCACCAUGUUAUUCAUAUCUAACAUAUACCAAUGUCUACAUGACCAAUGGAUCAGCAUCACAAAAGGAAUUGGUUGCCUACGAUCUAAUGUUUAGAUCAGAGGCUCUUUUAGGAACUUGUGGAACUUAUUUUGAAAGUAUGGCAUGUUCUAUUAUAUACCCACCCUGUACUUUUGUUACUAUCAAUUCAACCAAUACUACCAUUGUAAUACCAUCAGAUAUAUGUUAUCCAUUUUGUAUGAAUACAAUUGAAAGAUGCCAUGAUAUAAUUGGAAGUAUAGAGGAUUUAACAACACCUCAAUUAAAAGCAUAUACAAAUUGCACAUCAUUGAAUCCAUUGGGUCAACCAUUGUACCCAAACAUAUCGACAGUUUACGAUUUUAGUAGUGUUGGUGGAUCGAGUCAACAAGAGGUACAAUGUUUUAUACCGACUGUACGAUCCGAUAUCAUAGAGAAUUGUCCAGAACCAUUUGUCAUUGUACCAAAAGAAAAGAGGGCCAAGUAUUCGGGUGGAUACUAUGUGUUGGGUGAUGGAAAUUGUACUGUACCAUGUCCCUUUGAAAUAUUCACAUCCGAACAAACAGCGAGUCUGGCACUAUCAGAUGCCAUUCUCUAUCCAUCGUCUAUGGUUUCGGCAGUCAUUAUCAUUAUCAUAUUUGGCGUAUUUCCAAACAAGAUUAGUCCUCGAAUGGAGUGCCUUAUAGCAUUGGGUGUAUCGACCAUCAUCCUAGGUGUUGCCUAUUAUAUUCAAGGUGUCAAAGAUCAUUUUGUAUGUGGUGAUGACACUAGAUACUCCACGCAACAAGAUCAUAUUUGUUGGCUUCAAGGUUUAUUAUUUCAAUUUGGUGGUUUAUCUUUUGUUUUUUGGUUAUGUUUUCUUUGUUAUGAUUUUGUUCUAACUUUAUUAAUGAGUAUAUAUGUUAGAAUUGGAAUUUGGGCAUUAUCAGGGUUAUUAUCAGUUAUACCAUUAAUUGGAAAUAAAUAUGGAGCAAGUAUUGGAUCACAAGGUGGAUGUUGGAUUCUAUCAGAUGACAAAAAGGCAUGGCAAUAUGCUGCUUACUUUGUUCCAAGUUGGAUUGCUCUAUUUUUUACACUUGCAUCUUGUUGUUUUUCAACCUAUAAAACUUUAUCAAUGUACAAGUAUAGUCAAAAUACUAAAGUUUUAAUUUUUAAUAUUAUUUCCAAACUCACUGGUAUAGAGUUUAAAGAACCACCACCCAAACUACCCAUACACCCAUCAACCAGUUCACUCUCUGGAGCCAACCGUCGAUCAGGAUCCGUGAGAUAUUCAAAACAAUAUUUAUCAAAAUCAUUCUUGAAUCUAUCAUCAUCAUCGGGUGGUGUUGAUCAAACAAAUCCUCCAUCUCAAGAUCCAACAAAAAAAGAUGAUGAAUCUAUUAAUAAUAAUAAUAAUAAUAAUAAUGUUGAUAAUGAUUUUAAUUAUGCUGAUAAAUCACCUCCACCUCCAAAUAAUAACAACGAACCAAAAGAUAGUAAUAUAUAA